This is a messenger RNA of Tupaia belangeri chinensis (Chinese tree shrew), 623 nucleotides long. It is a transcript of the gene WFDC13, whose product is annotated as WAP four-disulfide core domain 13. Bases 52 to 309 code for a protein of 85 amino acids. The transcript has 4 exons. The record is from RefSeq and is a predicted model, not a curated record. Lineage: Eukaryota; Metazoa; Chordata; Mammalia; Scandentia; Tupaiidae.
CUUGGUCACAGCCAGCAGUCUGCCACCAGGACUUACCCACCUGCCUGCACCAUGAAGCAUGUGCUCUCUCUCCAGUUCCUGCUGGUACUCUGCCUAGCGCCGCAGCUGGUACCAGGGAGUCCCAAGACGCGUAUUCUGAAGUAUAUCCUGGAACCUCCACCCUGCAGAUCAGAACCUGAAAACUGUGAUAAAUUCUGUACAUUGCCGGAAGAUUGCCAGGAUGGACUUCAGUGCUGCUCUGCCUUCUGCGGGAUAAUCUGCACAUUAAACAAACCUCCAAAGAGCAAAAAACAAAAACCUAAGCUUUAGGAAUCACCAGGCCUGAGGACUGAGGCAUGUUUCCUGGAACGUCAUGAACCUGAGGAUUAUCACACUGAAGGGAUAUACUCGGCGUCAGCCUGCUGGCAAAAGGUGGAAUUCAAACCCAAGGCUGACCUGAUGAUGUGAGGCAUCUCCUCAGUUCUCAGAGCCCCGGCCUGUCCAUCUGGAAACUGAAGAUGGCCCCUUAUUGGACCGGUAAUGGCAUGGUGGUCAGGAUGCUAGACGCCCACGUGGAUGACUGCAGUACGAGUCCCAGACCUAACAGCUUACAUUCUCACUUUCCCACUCUCUCUGUAUCUCUC